Molecule: messenger RNA, 2510 nt
Organism: Eurypyga helias (sunbittern)
Lineage: Eukaryota; Metazoa; Chordata; Aves; Eurypygiformes; Eurypygidae
Gene: SULF2
Product: sulfatase 2
Exons: 19
Cellular component (GO): endoplasmic reticulum; cell surface; plasma membrane
Molecular function (GO): N-acetylglucosamine-6-sulfatase activity; glycosaminoglycan binding
Source: RefSeq, a predicted model, not a curated record
AUAUUCAGCCUACUACAAGUAGGUGUGAAUCCAUUGACCUCAGUGAGGCUGCCCUUUUUCACGCUGGCUGAAAAGCUCUUCGGCUCGGUCCACACUUUCUUUGGAAAGUACCUCAAUGAAUACAAUGGCUCCUAUGUGCCUCCUGGCUGGAAAGAAUGGGUUGGAUUACUCAAAAACUCUCGAUUUUACAACUACACACUCUGCAGAAAUGGAGUGAAGGAAAAGCAUGGAUAUGACUACUCCAGGGAUUAUCUAACUGAUCUGAUUACCAAUGACAGUAUUACCUUCUUCAGAAUCUCAAAGAAGAUGUAUCCUCACAGGCCUGUGCUGAUGGUUAUAAGCCACGCUGCUCCUCACGGCCCUGAAGAUUCAGCUCCUCAGUACUCACAUCUCUUUCCUAAUGCCUCACAACACAUCACUCCUAGUUACAACUAUGCUCCAAACCCAGACAAGCACUGGAUAAUGAGGUAUACAGGUCCCAUGAAGCCUAUACACAUGGAGUUCACCAACAUGCUGCAGAGAAAGCGCCUUCAAACACUCAUGUCUGUGGAUGACUCUAUGGAGAUGAUUUACAAUACGUUGGUUGAAACAGGUGAACUGGACAAUACAUAUAUAAUAUACACAGCAGACCAUGGUUAUCAUAUUGGGCAGUUUGGGCUGGUGAAAGGAAAGUCCAUGCCAUAUGAAUUUGAUAUCAGAGUUCCUUUCUAUGUCCGAGGUCCAAAUGUGGAGGCUGGAUCCUUGAAUCCUCACAUUGUGUUGAAUAUUGAUCUUGCACCUACAAUUCUAGAUAUUGCUGGAUUGGAUAUUCCAUCUGAUAUGGAUGGUAAAUCCAUUCUAAAGCUUCUGGAUUCCGAGAGACCAGUGAAUAGGUUCCAUUUAAAGAAAAAGAUGAAGGUGUGGAGAGACUCCUUCCUGGUGGAAAGAGGUAAACUGCUGCAUAAGAGGGAGAAUGAGAAAGUAGAUGCCCAAGAAGAAAACUUUCUACCGAAGUACCAGCGUGUGAAAGACCUCUGUCAGCAGGCUGAAUAUCAAACAGCUUGUGAACAGCUUGGCCAGAAAUGGCAGUGUGUGGAAGAUGCCAGUGGAAAGCUCAAGCUACACAAGUGCAAGGGAAUGGCGAACUUGGCAGCUGCAGGCAAUGGCAAAGGCACCUCCAAUAUUUUGCCCAAGUAUUACAACAGGAAUAGUGAAGACUGCAAUUGUGAAGAGAAUGAAUACAAGCUGAGCCACGUCGGACGGAGAAAGAAACUCUUCUCCAAGAAAAAAUACAAACCAAGCUACGUCCGGAAUCGCUCCAUCCGUUCUGUGUCUGUGGAGCUGGAUGGAGCCAUUUAUAACCUGGGUCUGGAGGAUGGCUACCAACCUGUCUUACCAAGGAACAUCACCAAGCGGCACAAGCUGCAGCGGGCUGUUCUUCGGGAGGAGGAAGAUAAAGACCCGGGGGAGUACAGUGGCACGGGGGGCAUUGCGGAGUAUACGGCCCCCAACCUCAUAAAAGUGACUCACAGGUGCUACAUCCUGGAGAACGAUACGGUUCAGUGUGACACCGAUCUGUACAGGUCACUGCAAGCUUGGAAGGACCAUAAACUCCAUAUUGACCACGAGAUUGAAACUUUGCAAAAUAAAAUAAAAAACCUGAGGGAGGUGCGGGGUCACCUGAAGAAGAAGCGACCUGAAGAGUGCGACUGUAACAAACUAAGUUACCAUUCAAAGCACAAAAGCAAACUGAGGCACAAGGGAUCGAGUCUUCAUCCUUUCAAGAAAGCCCUACAGGAGAAGGACAGGCUGUGGCUGCUCAGAGAGCAACGGCGAAAGAAGAAACUGCGCAAACUGCUGAAGAGGAUAAAAAACAACGACACGUGCAGCAUGCCUGGGCUGACCUGCUUCACCCACGACAACCAGCACUGGCAAACUGCUCCCCUCUGGACACUGGGCCCUUUCUGUGCCUGUACUAGUGCCAACAACAACACCUACUGGUGCCUGAGGACAAUCAACGAGACCCACAACUUCCUGUUCUGUGAAUUUGCUACUGGAUUUUUGGAGUACUUUGAUCUCAACACGGAUCCGUAUCAGCUCAUUAAUGCCGUGAAUACGCUGGAUAGAGACGUUCUCAAUCAACUGCAUGUCCAGCUCAUGGAACUGAGGAGCUGCAAAGGGUAUAAACAGUGCAAUCCAAGAACUAGGAACAUGGAUCUGGGACUUAAAGAUGGAAGCUACGAGCAGUACAGGCAGUUUCAGCGUCGAAAGUGGCCAGAUGUGAGGAGACCAUCAUCUGCCAAGUCACUGGGACAGCUGUGGGAAGGCUGGGAGGGCUAACCUCCCCCGGCGCUGCACCUCCACGAGGACACGAACUGGCCAGAACUUGAAUCCAUGUACAGACAAAAUGCAAACGUGUGUGACUCCAGAAAGAAUGACCGUGUCGGCCUGGAGGACGGGAUAGACUCUGAGGCUGAAGUAGAUAGAAUGUUUGUCCUGGUGAGUGAAUUCAGUAGAUACAGUGAGAUGAC